Python bivittatus (Burmese python) is the source of this 670-nucleotide messenger RNA. Its product is annotated as placenta associated 8. The record is from RefSeq and is a predicted model, not a curated record. Lineage: Eukaryota; Metazoa; Chordata; Lepidosauria; Squamata; Pythonidae.
AAAGGAACUUUGCCUUUUUCCUGUACAGGAGACAAAUUGGUUAGCUUACUUUUUGAGAAAGAAACUUCUCCUUGAGGGAUAGCAAAAAGAUUGGAGCAUCUCACCAUAGGUGGUAGUAUGGAAAUGUCACCUAUUGUCCAUCAGCCACAAGCUCACAGGACCACAAGGAGUUGUGAAUGGCAGACUGAGCUCUGUGACUGCGGAAGCGACUGUCGCAUCUGUCUGUGUGGAGCCUUCUGCUUCUGUUGCUUGGGAUGCAAAGUGGCCAAAGAUAUGGACGAAUGCUGCUGCUGUGGGCCAGCUGUGGCCAUGAGGACACGGUAUCGGACUUUGUACAACAUCCCGGGAUCCAUCUGCUCAGAUUGUGUCACUGUCACCUGCUGUGGUCCCUGUAAUCUUUGCCAGCUCAAAAGAGAUAUCAACAGGAGAAAGCAAUUAGGGAUUUUCUAGGUUUCCCAGAGGGAAGCAGAAGAGCUUGAAGAAGAAUGUGUUCAUGCUCAACAUCUCAGGACCUCAGUAUAUCUUCUGCGAAGUUCCAUGUGGCUUGUUUGCUUCUGCCUUAGCACUUUGUGGUUUGUAUUGUGGCUUGCAGAUCAUAACUUAUGCUGUGUCAGCAUGUGGUUUUUACCAGCAAAUUGUGCCUUAUUCAAUAAACCAGAAUAAUGUGUGA